GGUGAGGAGUGGAAUUGUUCUGAUUGUGCACCUAUCACCAUGGUGGACUUGCGUAGUGGGAAGAGUACUAACCCCUACACUCAGGAGCAGCAAGAGAAGAUGACCGCCUUAGUAAGAGAAAAUAAGGAAAGGAAGUAGAAGGCAAUCGCAGAAGAGCAGGCGUCGAAGAGGAAAAAAAUGGAGGAGGAGAUGAUGAGGAUUCAGCAGGAGGAGGAAGAAAAGAGAAAGGUUGCCGAAGAGGAAGCAGCAGCAGAAGAGCAAAAAGAGAAAAGACGUAUAGAAGAGAAAGGGGAAAGUAGUGGCACGGCGAAUGAGGACGCCGCAAUGGAGAAGAAGAUAAGUGAGUGGAUCGCUAACUUAUCGUUGGGGGAGCAUGAGGAGGUAGAGUUCUAUGUGCCCCAGGACGAGAGGGAUGCGUUAGCCCAGGAGCUAGCGGCAAUGGAGGACCCUCUGGAACGGAGGGAAAGGGAAGAAGAGAAGAAGUUGGAGUGGAAGCUAAGGAUGAAGAGGGAGAAGAAGAGAAGGAGGGAUGACGUUAAUAGAUUGACCGCAGAAGUGGCAAAAUUGAAGGACUGCAGACAAGAAGUGCAAGCGCAGACAGACAUGUCUGCCAAGAUGGAUAAGGUGCUGGGAUAUGUAGAGUUGUUGAGUGCAGCCUGGAUGGAGGAGCGCCAGACCAACAGGUGCCAAGAGGUAGCAUUGAGUGCCAUGCAGUCAGGGUUUAGAGAUUUUGCGCGAGAUAUGGUUACCCACGUUGGAGGCGAAGUUAGGCGGUUGAGGGACAGCGUGGGAAAGUUCUGCGAGGGCGCCAUCGAAGGUGCCAAAGCGAUAGCUGCUGUAGAGGGUGAGGCCAGGCCCCGUAAAGAGCCUGUGAAGCUUAAAUUCCCUGAUGCCUAUGGGGGGAAGAAGGAGGAAAAUUUUGAUAACUGGGAGGCAAGCGUCAACAACUACGUUUAUUUACAGCACAUCCUGACUGAGGAGCAAGUCCUCGUGGUCUUCCAGGCUCUUAAGGAUGAGGCGGCUAGUUUUGCCAGGUCCCUCGCGCGCGCAGCAGGUUGUGAAAACAACCUAGUUGCAUACUCUAAAGUCACCCCCCUUCCUCAAUUCUUUAAGCUCCUGAGGGAGCGAUUUGCUGACCCAACGAGAGGCGUCAGGGCCUCUGACAAGUUACAGACAAUCCACUCGCGACAGUGGAGGAGUGCAAGAGCACUCAAGCGCGUCAUGGACGACUUAGUAGCCGUCCCAGACCAUGGGGUCCCUGAGACCCAAUUGGUGCAAUUGUUUUAUCGUGCCAUGCCAGAGGCCCUGCGUGGGCACUUCUUUGACAAGUCUCAACAGGCCGGCAUCACUUAUGCUGUGUUGAGUAGGGAAGUGGUCCUGUAUGAGUCAAAGUCCAUGCCAGUUACCACUUUCUGGCAUAAGGACCUGGACAAGGGGAAGAAGUGGAAAGGCCGUACCAUCUCAGGCCAAGUGAGGGCCAAGGAUCACAUGAUCCUUACCUUAGAGGAAGGUGGUACAGAUGAGGUCCCGUAUAGUCAGAUUGAGUGGGGCCUUGAGGAAGAGGACAAUAGCGUGGGACAGGGGAGGUCCUAUGCCGCUGUCGCGGCUGGAGGGAGGCCGCAAGGUAGAGGAGGAGGCCAAGGCCAAAGGGGCCAGGCCAUGGGAGGCCGAAGACCGGGUGCACAGGGGGUUGGCGGACAAGGGAACCGCCAACGAUGUAUGGACGAUCUGUUUAGGCCGUGGUUAGACAAGUUUGUAGUAGUUUAUUUAGAUGACAUCUUAAUUUUCAGCAAGACCCUCCAGGAGCAUCAGGGUCAUCUGAGGCAGGUUUUGGAGAAGUUGAGAGAGUCAAACUUCAAGAUCAACGCGAAGAAGUGUGAGUGGGCCAAGACACAAGUUCUGUACUUGGGCCACGUAUUAGAUGGAGAUGGGAUCAAACCCGAGGACAACAAGAUAGCGGCAAUCAGAGACUGGCCGACGCCCCGCACAUUAACAGAGUUGCGGUCGUUCUUAGGCCUAGCUAAUUACUAUAGAAAGUUCAUGAGGAACUUUUCUACUAUCGCCGCUCCUUUGCGCAGGUUGCUUAAGAAAGAGGCAAUCAGGCAAUGGGACAAAGAUUGUACGUCUGCGCUAAAGAGACUGAAGCGCGCGUUAAUAGAAUACCCCGUCUUCAAGGUAGCUGAUCCGUCCUUGCCAUUUGUCGUUACCACGGACGCCAUUUGUCGUUACCAUGGAAUAGGCACCGUGUUGCAGCAAGACGACGACAACUGCUAUAGACCCGUAGAGUUCAUGUCAGCGAGGAUGCCUUCAGAGAAGGUUGCUACCUCAACGUACGAGAGGGAACUCUACGCUCUCAGGCAAGCUUUAGAGCACUGGAAGCAUUAUCUGCUUGGGAGGCACUUCAAAGUAUAUUCUGACUAUGAGACGCUUAGAUGGUUAAAGACCCAGACCAAGAUGACACCUAAGCUAACCAGGUGGGCCGCUGAGAUAGAUCAAUACAACUUUGAGCUCAAGGCAGUGAAGGGCAAGGACAACGUAGUUGCGGACGCUCUGAGUAGGAGGUCAGACUACUUUGGAGCCAUAGUACGCUAGCUGGAUAUAGGGAGAGACCUACAGGAGAAAGUGAGACAAGCGUAUGCGCAGGACCCUAUCUAUAGCGACCUCCUAAAGACAGUUAGAGAGGCACCAUAGACUGAACCAGAUUACCGCACUACAGACGGGUUGUUGUUUGAGAAGACUAACGUAUUCGACCGUCUAUGCGUUCUCAACAGCGAGGAGAUCCGCAGUGUAAUCCUAGGGGAAUGCCACGAUAUAGAGGGACAUUUCGGUUGGCAAAAGACUUUAGCCAAUCUAAUACAUGCGUAUACCUCGCCAAGAAUGAAGAAUGACUGCAUAG
Chara braunii is the source of this 2896-nucleotide messenger RNA. NCBI's taxonomy places the organism in Eukaryota, Viridiplantae, Streptophyta, Charophyceae, Charales, Characeae. The record is from the annotation of a GenBank genome assembly.